AUGGACAAAGACCUUAACGAAGACAAUGAGUUAUCAUUUUUGGUUGUUGAUGAAAAUGAUGAUGGUGACAUCCUACUACCCCAACAUUUACGUUGUGCAUCACAUACACUUAGUCUAUUAGCGACAACAGAUUUCCAGAACAUAUUAAAGAAUUCAAAUGCCAAAAAGUACCAUCAUCCAGCAUUAUCAAAAUGUUCGACCUUAUGUAAUUUGUCACGAAAACCGAAAUCAUCAGAAGUUAUUAGUAAUAUAAUUAAUUGUUCUUUAAUAUAUCCUGUUAUUACAAGAUGGAAUUCAUUAUAUGAUUCCAUAUCACAAUUAAUUAAACAUAAAGCAAAAUUAAACACAUUGACUAGAGAUUUAGGUUUAAAGUAUCAAUUUAACGAAACUGACAUAAGUUAUUUGACUGAAUUUGUUUUAUUAAUGAAACCUAUCGCUUGUGCUCUGGAUCAUCUACAAAGCGAAUCAAAUUUUUACUAUGGCCAUUUAAUUCCUACUUUAUUUUCAUUGAAAAGUCGAUUACUAAUAUUAAAGGAACAACAUUUGCGUUAUACUUUCACUUUUAUCGAUCCAUUAAUAACCUCGCUAUUAAAACGAUUCAAACUAUAUUUUGAUCUCUCCCCUGAAGUUGAUAAAGCUAUAUUGGCAUCUUGUUUUCAUCCUACAUUUAAAUUAAGAUGGAUUCCUGAACACGAUGAAAUUAUGAAAAAUAGAGUUAAAAAUCUUUGUAUCAACAUUGCUGAAAAAUAUAUAGAGAAUUCUUCUCACACUGAGUUAUCAGUAGAUAAUGUAGACGAUGAAGACUUUUUGAUAUUUUCUUCUCAGGAAAAAUGUUUUGAUUCUAGGGCUAAUUUAGAAGUAGUUCAGUUUUUUAAUAAUAAAAAUAAGGCAUUAACAUGUUUAGACAGUUACUCUACUAUAAAAAAAUUAUUCAUCAGAUACAAUACAAGUUUACCAUCAUCAGCUCCAUUUGAAAGAUUGUUUUUAUUUGCUGGAUUUAUUCAUGCUCCAAAUAGAAGUAAUUUAUCGAACACUAAUUUCGAAAAACUUGUGUUUCUUAAAUUAAAUGAUAUUUAUAGGUAA
This is a messenger RNA of Macrosiphum euphorbiae (potato aphid), 1083 nucleotides long. The record is from the annotation of a GenBank genome assembly. Lineage: Eukaryota; Metazoa; Arthropoda; Insecta; Hemiptera; Aphididae.